GAUGGCGGGGGCUGGGCCUUAGUGACUCCAUUAGAAAACAUAACUUUUUUUAACUCGAGUGAGUUUUAUGAUAACACGGGUUGAAGUGGUUUACGUCAACAUGGGUAUGUUUGUGUCGUGGUGUCGUGCGGCACUCUGGCCUAAUUUCACUUUAAUUUCCUUAUUUUUGCUGAUGGACGUGGAGCUUUGCUAAACUAUAUAGCUAGCGUUGCGGUUAGCUCCCUCAGCCGGGGCUGAGAUCCCCGAGCUCCGCUGGAGUGUUCGUGUUUACACCGCUGCCUCUGUAGAAGGUGAAGGAGGGGGAUUGCAGGCGAAAAUAGUAGGGACGACGCGCCACAAUAAUGGGCACCAGAACUGGAUCCGGGCGUGCGGGUAACGGAGCUGGGGUGAACAAUCUGUCUGUGGAAACACCGGGACCUGGACAGGGAGCCCGGUUUGAAGAGACUGAGAUUCUCUACAGUUCCGAUCAGGACUCGGAAUCCGGAGACGAAGAGGGUUCAGGAGGAGAGAGGAGAGGAGUAAAGCGAGAGAGGAGCGAUCGAGAGGUCCGGCACCCCUCAGCUUCCUCAUCCGUGGGUCAGGGCGGGGGUCGUGUGGGGGUCGGUGCCGGUGUGCCAGGAGCCAAACCCGGGAAGAAAACCAGAGGAAGAGUAAAGAUAAAAAUGGAGUUCAUCGACAACAAGUUGAGGAGGUACACAACGUUUAGCAAGAGGAAGACUGGCAUUAUGAAGAAGGCCUAUGAGUUGUCAACACUGACUGGUACUCAAGUGUUGCUGCUGGUGGCCAGUGAAACUGGUCAUGUAUACACAUUUGCCACCAGAAAGCUUCAGCCAAUGAUCACGUCAGAGACAGGAAAAGCCCUCAUUCAGACCUGCCUCAACUCACCAGACUCACCCCCACGCUCUGACCCUUCCACUGACCAGAGGAUGAGCGCCACUGGUUUCGAGGAAACUGAUCUUACCUACCAGGUGACUGAGGGUGAUGGCUGUGCUGAGGUCACCAAGGAUGUGGCCAAACAGACUCAGACCAUCUCCUCCACCUCUUCUUCAUCCUUGUCCACUGUCUCCAUGCCGGUUCAGACCAGCAACCCCACAUGGCAGCAGUCCUCGUCUUCAACCAAUGGAACUGUGCUGAAGACAUCAGCUGGUGUGGUUCUUCCAGCAGGCUUUACCUUCAUGCCAGGUACAUCACUGCCACCUGGCACACACACCAUCCCUCUCAGCCAGCUUCAGGCGCAGCCUCUGACCACUACGCUGCAGUCUGCGUCUACACAGCCCACCACACUGCUCCGCCUUCCCGCCACCGUGUCACUGGCAGGAGGUGGAGUCUCUCAGCAGCUGCAGACGGUCCAGGUGCAGUCCAGCAGCCUCGCCUCCAGCAACCACAGCAGCUCGGACAUCCACAUCUCCACGUCCUCCUCAGCCAGUCUUCCUCCUUCUAUGACCUCCCCGACUUCCUCCUCUAAUUCAGUGGCAGGUCACAUGAUGUACCCAGGUGGUCAUACCGUGAUGUACGCUACGCCCACGUCCUCUAUUGGUGACGGCAGCCUCACCGUCCUCAACACUUUUCCAACAACAGGGCAUGCCCAGUCACAUGACCCUGGUACUGUCCAGCAGGUCUUUCUCACCUCGUUGCCCCCAGUGGCUACUCAAAUUCCGGUGUCGACAGUGCAGCUUCACCAGAUGGUGAUUAGUCAGCCAAGCAGCAGCAGCAACCUGACUGAACUACAGGUCGUCAGUCUGGAUGUCCACCAAUCAAAAGACGAUUGACGUCACCGAACACAUCAGUACAAACACGUGAUUUGCUCACUCAGCCAGGAAGGUGCAAACAGACUUCCUGUUCACAUUUGUUCUCUUCAUGCAAAGGAAACCGGAGCAAAGACUCUGCUAUGAUGCUGUGCAACACACCAUGAGUGAUGAAACCAAGUGUGUUUACGUGUGAUGUGAACGCAACAGAGACAUCAACAUGUUUCAAAUUUUUAAAGUGCCAAAUACCAAGACGUUUCUCAAUGGAUUUAUGGUUAUUGUGGUGAUGAUGUCAUCACUGACUUCACAAACAACAGCUGGAGUGUAGCUUCAGUAUCAGUGAACUCACUGAUCUCAGUCAGUUUGCAUAUCGGGUAAUGUUGUGAUUAUUGAUGGUGAUCUGCAGCCACUAGGUGGCAGGGUGGUUAAUGUUAAGGUGCAAGUCCCAGCAGUAAUUGAUAAUCUUUCUUUCUUUUUCUCCCCUACAUUGUCAGUGGGGGAGGGGGGUUUCUACAACCCUGAAAAGGAUUAAGUGGUAGAGGAUAUAAAUGAAGGAUUAUUAGCAGUCUGAUCAGGGGCUUUGGUGUUCAUUGUAAAGUCCUUGUAUCGGCCUUUCUUGCAAUCAAGCUGCUUCAUGUUCACAAUGAAGCACAGUGUUUUGCCCUAAAAAAUUAAAGAUGGCUGCUUGGUGCAUUCCAUUUGUACUUUACUGAGUGGGGUUCCCCCAUCCUCUACCCAGAAGUAGCAACGGUAACCCUCACUCAUGUAAUUUCUGCUUGUCAGCCUAGGCACACUCUUCACAAUAUAGUCAUCAUUUGUUUAAGAGCUGUAUUUUGUACUGUUUUUAUAGCACUUUUGUUCUGUCAAAGGUUAUUUGACUUCACAAUUCUUCUAAUUCAAGGAACACAAAGGCUGCAAAAGUGUGGCUAAACACAGAAUAAGACAACUAUUUAUACAUACAUAUUUAAGCAUAUAUAUAAUAAUAUGUAUGUCCUUACGCUUAUGAACACAUAUUUAGUCACACAUAUUUAUUUGUGGCCACACGGUGGCAGAUGUUGGUAGGACACUUGUCUCUACAGCAAGAAGCUCACUGGUGCCAUUCCCAGGUGAUCUUUCUGUGUAGUGUGCAUGUUUCUCCCAUGUGUUCUCCACAUAUUCUCACUUCCUCCCACAGCCCAAACAUUGCAUAAUUGCCUUUGUUCAGCCUUAAGCGGUUGAUACCUUUUUAUUACUGUUGUGGUAAAUAAUUAUGCAUUACAGUUUUUAUUGUGUUUUGACUUUACCAAUUUGCCUGUAUGUCCCAGAAUAGGACACUGGUUCCUUCUCCAUUUUAAAAUUAUUUGUUUUAGAGAAGAGCAGUAUUUUUGUAUAAUACAACAAGACAAUAUACAGUAAGAUAAGGUGCAAGUGUCAAUCCUGAAUUGGAUGCACGUAUAUUAAGGGCUGGAUCCAAGUGAUUUCUCUGAUUAGGAUGUGUUUUUUUUUUUGCGGGAUUAAAUAUGAAUUAUUGAUUAAGCAUGUUUUUAAA
Cynoglossus semilaevis (tongue sole) is the source of this 3273-nucleotide messenger RNA. RefSeq names its product serum response factor-like. Gene Ontology annotation, molecular function: DNA-binding transcription factor activity, RNA polymerase II-specific; protein dimerization activity; cis-regulatory region sequence-specific DNA binding. The record is from RefSeq and is a predicted model, not a curated record. NCBI's taxonomy places the organism in Eukaryota, Metazoa, Chordata, Actinopteri, Pleuronectiformes, Cynoglossidae. The transcript is spliced from 8 exons. Bases 342 to 1769 code for a protein of 475 amino acids. Gene Ontology annotation, biological process: positive regulation of transcription by RNA polymerase II.